Molecule: messenger RNA, 2118 nt
Organism: Malus domestica (apple)
Lineage: Eukaryota; Viridiplantae; Streptophyta; Magnoliopsida; Rosales; Rosaceae
Product: acetate--CoA ligase CCL3
Source: RefSeq, a predicted model, not a curated record
AAGAAAAGAUAAAUAAGGAAAAACGUUAGCUAACGAGAGGCGGCGAGUAUCACCGUCAUUGAGGAAUAUUUCCUCAAUAAAAUGCCUGAAAAUUUUGGCCAUAUAAAAUGUCAGCUGGUUUGUCAUAAUUCUGAAUUUCUGAGUCUCCAGUCAGAGAAAGAGAGAGGUAGAACAGGUGCAUCAAAGAUGGUGGUGGGGCGAGACAUAGACGAUCUGCCGAAGAACGAAGCCAACUACACGGCAUUAACGCCGCUGUGGUUUCUGGAUAGAGCAGCUCUGGUGCACCCCACCAGAACAUCCAUGGUCCAUGGAUCAAUUCGCUACACGUGGCAGCAGACUUACCAGCGUUGCCGCCGUUUGGCCUCCGCUCUCGCCAAGCGCUCCAUCGGCCUCGGCACCACGGUAUCGAUAAUAGCACCAAAUGUGCCAGCCCUCUUUGAAGCUCAUUAUGGAGUUCCAAUGGCAGGAGCUGUGUUAAACACUGUAAAUGUUCGUCUAAAUGCAGCGACUAUUGCUUUCCUUCUUGGUCAUUCAUCGUCUUUUGUUGUGAUGGUGGAUCAAGAAUUUUUUCCCUUGGCAGAGGAAGCUUUGAAAAUAUGGGCAGAGAAAAGCGAAGGCAGUUGCAAGCCUCCACUCUUAGUUGUCAUAGGUGAUGAAAGCUGUGAUCCUAUGGCACUAAAAAGUGCUUUGGGAAGAGGCGCCAUUGAAUAUGAGACAUUCUUGGAAAGUGGUGACCCUGAGUUUGCUUGGAAACCACCAGAGGAUGAGUGGCAGAGCAUUGCUCUGGGUUAUACUUCUGGCACAACAGCCAGCCCUAAGGGGGUGGUUUUGCAUCACCGUGGGGCUUAUCUGAUGGCUUUGAGUGGUCCUCUUGUAUGGGGGAUGACUGAAGGAGCUGUAUAUCUGUGGACUCUACCCAUGUUCCAUUGCAAUGGUUGGUGUUUCACUUGGUCACUUGCAGCUCUUUGUGGGACAAACAUAUGCCUUCGACAGGUUACAGCAAAGGCAGUAUAUUCAGCCAUAGCCGAGCAUGGCGUGACUCACUUUUGUGCUGCACCCGUGGUACUCAACACUUUGGUCAAUGCUUCCCCAGAGGAGACUAUCCUUCCUCUCCCACAUGUUGUACAGGUGAUGACAGCUGGUGCUGCCCCUCCACCUUCUAUUCUUUUUGCGAUGUCCCAAAAGGGCUUCCGAGUCACGCACACUUAUGGUCUGUCAGAAACUUAUGGCCCCUCCACAGUAUGUGCGUGGAAGCCUGAGUGGGACUCGCUGCCCCCUGUAAAACAAGCGCGGCUUAAUGCACGCCAAGGUGUUCGGUACAUUGGCAUGGAGGGUGUAGAUGUUUUCAACCCUGAGACUAUGCAACCAGUUCCAGCUGAUGGAGCUACCAUGGGGGAGAUAAUGAUGCGGGGAAAUCUCGUAAUGAAGGGGUAUUUAAAGAACCCAAAGGUGAAUGAAGUUUUCGCCAAUGGUUGGUUUCAUUCUGGUGAUCUGGCAGUGAAGCAUCCAGAUAACUAUAUCGAAAUCAAAGACAGAUCAAAGGACAUUAUCAUCUCCGGAGGUGAGAACAUCAGUAGUGUGGAGGUAGAGAACACUCUAUAUCAACACCCAGCCAUAUUCGAGGUAUCGGUGGUUGCAAGGCCACAUGAGAAGUGGGGUGAAACUCCUUGCGCUUUUGUGACAUUGAAACCGGGUGUCGAUAAGUCUGAUGAGAAUCGUAUGGCAGAAGAUAUAAUGAAGUUCUGCCGGUCCAAGCUACCUGCGUACUGGGUUCCGAGAUCCGUGGUAUUUGGACCAUUGCCAAAGACCGCUACUGGGAAGAUACAGAAGCAUUUGCUGAGGGCCAAGGCCAAAGAGCUGGGACCUGUCACUUUGAGUAAGUUAUAACUGCAUUGUGUUGGCCAUUGUAUAAAAGGCUAAUAAACGCUUGGAUCAUAUUUAGUGCCAAGCUUGUUUCUCUUGUUAAGACUCUUCUGUCAUUUUUCUUUUGGUAAGAAGUGGAUGUAUGAUUAAGCGAGGAGAAGAGCGAGGGUCGAACUUUCGCUUCCUCGGGAUUUAAUGAUGUGAUCUAAGUUCUCAUAUGUGCAGGUUUUUUGUUAACCAUUUGAAAACUGAAAA